AUGUUUUUCAAAGAAACUCAAGGCAAGCCUCUCCAAUUCGGUAUUACUGCCGCUUGUGGUGCCGGGUUCCUCCUUUUUGGCUAUGACCAAGGUGUCUUCGGUGGCUUACUCGACAAUGAGCCUUUCCUUCGGACCUUCGGGAACCCUGGUGCCACGAUCCAGGGCCAGAUUGUGGCGACUUACGAUAUAGGCUGCAUCAUUGGCACCUUGGUAUCUAUGUUCUUCGGUGACAAACUGGGUCGCAGACGAUGUAUUCUCAUCGGGUGCUGUAUCCUGAUUGUCGGUGCUGUGUUACAGACUGCAUCUUACUCCCUGGCUCAAAUGAUUGUGGGCCGUGUGGUGGCGGGUAUAGGGAACGGCAUGAACACAAUCGCCAUUCCCAUCUGGCAAUCGGAAACCGCUCGAGCAAAUGACCGUGGAAAGCUCAUUGUCGCUCAGUUAGUGACGAAUAUAUUCGGGAUCGUGAUCACAAAUUGGAUGAACUAUGGUUUCACCUUCAUCCCGCACUCCGCUGUGAGCUGGCGGUUCCCACUUGCCUUCCAGUGUUUCUUUGCAAUCGUCACCAUCUCCCUGGUUCUCGUCACCCCGGAGUCUCCUCGUUGGCUAGUGAUGAAAGAUCGUGUCAGCGAGGCACAAAAUAUCCUCGCACGACUCCUGGCGAAAUCGGAGAACGACCCUGCAGUGGUCGAUGAGAUCCAGAAGCUAGUUGCUACGGUCCACCAUGAGGCAGAUUUACAGAAAUCCAGUGUCCUAAAAGAAAUUUUCGCCAGCAACAACAAGCAACAAACACUCCGUCGAAUGCUCCUCGGAGCAGGAACUCCCUUCUUCCAACAAGUUGGAGGAACAAAUGUGAUUGCAUACUACUUGCCUAUUGUUUUGACGCGAAGUGUUGGGCUCAGUAACCGCAUGGCCUUGAUUCUGUCCGCGGUCGACUCGAUGUCGUUGAUGUUCUGGGGUUCGAUGGCCGCCUUGGUCAUCGACCGAGUUGGCCGGAAACGCCUGAUGUUGAUGGGUGUCUCUGCAAGCAGUAUAUGCUUCGCACUGGUCGCCGUCGGACUACGCUAUGGCGGAGCUGACAACAGAGGCAUGUCGAUCCUCGCCGUCGUAUUCAUCUUCAUGUACUAUGUUUUCUACGGCAUGUCACUCCUCUCUAUUCCGUACAUGUACCCGGCAGAAAUCAACUCCCAGAAGAUGCGAAACAUCGGUACCUCAUUCGCUACGACGGUGAACUGGGUCUUUGUCUAUAUGGUGGUCGUGGUCACGCCCACCGCCAUCGAAAAUAUCCAGUGGAAGUAUUACAUGCUCUAUGCCAUCUUCAACUUCUGCUUCAUUCCGGUUAUCUGGUGGUUCUACGUUGAGACUGCCAAUCUCUCCUUGGAACAGAUCGACCGUGUGUUCGAGAUCAAACAUGAAGCCGGGAAGGAUAUGAGCUGGCCUGAGGCGACGAGGAUUGCGCGCACGGAGACACCAGUUGGGUUUAGUGUUGAUACAGGGAAAUUAGCUAGUGAGGCAGAACAUUGUGAAGUUGUGGCUUGA
Molecule: messenger RNA, 1536 nt
Organism: Penicillium lagena
Lineage: Eukaryota; Fungi; Ascomycota; Eurotiomycetes; Eurotiales; Aspergillaceae
Product: sugar porter family MFS transporter
Exons: 2
Coding region: 1-1536 (511 amino acids)
Biological process (GO): carbohydrate transport; transmembrane transport
Cellular component (GO): membrane
Molecular function (GO): carbohydrate:proton symporter activity
Source: RefSeq, a predicted model, not a curated record